Messenger RNA from Drosophila takahashii, 1059 nucleotides. RefSeq lists its product as uncharacterized. NCBI's taxonomy places the organism in Eukaryota, Metazoa, Arthropoda, Insecta, Diptera, Drosophilidae. The record is from RefSeq and is a predicted model, not a curated record.
ACAUUUCAUUUUUAGUUUCAGUUUCAUCCCAAGCAGACUAAAUUCUAUGUACGACAGAAAUUCCCAGUUGAAAUCAUAAAUCUAUAAAAAAAAUCUUAAAAAAUAAGUUUUUUGGCAUCUCUUUUGUUUUUUGUACAUCUUUUUUUUAUACAACUUGCUAUCAAGAUGAUGCUGUCUACCUAUCAACAUGACUAUGUGCCGCCCAAUGCCAAACGGUACGAGUUUCUCACGCGACCCCAGGGCCUUGAUGGCCACUCUGGCCCACAGAUCAUAGAGUGCCAGUGCGUGGACGAGUCGAAGAUCAAGAUGCCACCGAAUGCGUCCACGAACUGUGGCGGCGUUGAGUGGACGGGCAUUGCGCCAAUGGGCAAGCUGGUGGAUCCGCGUCUCAUACCCACGCAGCUGACCCAGGAUCAAGUGGACAAGAUGGCCUUCUCGGCGGAGACGGAUUGCUUCAAGCUGCAGCCGAAUCGAUUCCUCAAAAUCCUGCGCACCGUUUACCCGGACUUAUAUGAGCGAUUGAAGGUUAUGCCCAAGGAGGAGUUGAGCCGCAGGCUGGAAACGAACCGCAUGUUCACCACCUAUCAGAUCGACUACUGUGCCAUGAACGAGUAUCCGGAGGGAAUAUACGAGAGCCUCAAGACCGAGGACGAGUCCAAGAAUGCCAGCAAGCUGAUGAGCGAACGGGGACCGUGCAAUGAGUUCCGUUCGAACGUGAUGAACGAACUGGAACGGGAGGCGUCCUCUGGCUACGAGGUGUCCAACGAUGAGUGCUUGAAGACAUACAAGCCGUUCAAGACCAGCUUCUCGGACUCCUCGCAGACCAUUGAAUCCGGCAGCAGUUCGCACUGGAGCUCAGCCCCAACCACGUAUAGGAAAAUGCCCACAUUCAGCGAGUACAUGGACUCCAUUAGUCGCAACGGUUGCGUUAUUAUGCGCAACAAGCUGCACGAUCACUCCAAGUGUUUGGCCAAAUACUGCAAGCACGAACUGAAGUUCACUUGCAAUGACAUGAAGUGAUCCCGUCAAGACUUGUGCAUUAAAUAUAUAUGUGUAACA